Molecule: messenger RNA, 2945 nt
Organism: Daldinia caldariorum
Lineage: Eukaryota; Fungi; Ascomycota; Sordariomycetes; Xylariales; Hypoxylaceae
Exons: 3
Coding region: 536-2494 (652 amino acids)
Biological process (GO): regulation of transcription by RNA polymerase II
Molecular function (GO): RNA polymerase II cis-regulatory region sequence-specific DNA binding; DNA-binding transcription factor activity, RNA polymerase II-specific
Source: RefSeq, a predicted model, not a curated record
UUUUUUUUCUCUUAUGUUCUCAGUCCUGCCACUGCCACCUGCGCCUGCACCACCACAAUUUGAUGCUCCCCCCAAGCACUUUUUUUCCUGCUCAUCCACAACCUACCAUCUCGUCUUUGCGGCUCAGUCGUCCACUUACACACUGUUGACCUGCCGAAUCUCUACCCGCGCAACUCAGUGCAAUUGUAUCGUCAUUAACCAUCUUUUGGCGGCGAAAAUUACCAAGAGAAAUAACGUAUCCCUAGGUUGAUACGGUUAUCACUCAUUUGUACUAAAGAGAGAGAAAAAAAAUAAGAAAAAAAAAUCACCAAAAAAGAUCAGCAUUUGUCAACGCGCCUUGCCGCGAUCAUCAACAACACCAUCAAUUCAUAGCAGCAGCCACGUCCUCCAGCCACACAUCCAGCCUUACUAUCCAUCAAGCUCAACGAUGCGUCGUUGAUGCGCCCAAGCUUCCUUCGCGUCUCUUCUACGUCGAUACCGAGUUAUUUUUUCGUGGGGAAAUCAAUCGUGUUCUUGGUAAUCCUUAACCGAUCUUAUGGCGUCCGAGAAAGGUCCCGUCGCGACGGAAGCCCCGCCCUUUUCAUCUAAUACCUCCCAACCUACGAUUCCCUCCGAUCCUGUUUCUGUCGAGACCUUAACCGCUGAAGCUACUCGCGCGACCCAGUCGCUUAAAAGACAGCGUGAAUCUUCUCCUAUCUCGCCAUCUUCGGCAUUAUCAGCACUCCACCGCGAACUAUCGCCAAGUAAAGCAGCUAGGCUGAUUGGGUCGUCGAGAUUUUCUCCUACGCCCUUAACUGGAGCUGAGGAGGAACGACGAAGAGAAGAAGAGCAGUUUAAGAUACAAGUUUCUGGCGCAGGCGAUAAUCCUGCUUUAAGGGCCCAAUCUGCAUUAUUAUCUGCAAGUGCUCUCGCCAUGAGCCGGCCUCAGGAAGCUCCCCAGGACGUGGCCCAGGAAUUACCUCAAGAUAUUCCCCAGGAUAUUCCCCAGGAAUCUAAUCAGGAAGCUCCCGAAACUGCUCCUCAGGCUGAAGAUGUGCAGCCUGCGCCUCCUCCCGUUUCUAUACCGCUUCCCGACGCCCAAAAUUCCGAACCAAAGCCUGAUGAUAUAAGUCCUCAAAGCGCGACUAGCUUGGGAAGCUUAGGCGGCGGACCUGGCGCACAUGUGACGACUAGUCCUGGGCCUAUGGAGCUUGACGGACGCCACGACCAUCCGGGCUUUGGAACACAACCACCGGCUCCAAUGGAAGACAAAGGUGUCACUUCGUUAUCGUAUCCCGGUGUCCUUCCCCCGACCAACAUGCCAGCCCCUCCGGCUCGGGGCAUGAGCAUGCCCAUGACACCGAACCAGCAAGGCGGACCACGCUCGCCGAAUUCGAAAAAGCACAAGUGCCCGUAUUGCGAGACGGAGUUUACACGACACCACAAUCUCAAGAGUCAUCUUCUGACUCAUAGUCAAGAAAAGCCGUAUGUUUGUCAAACGUGUUCGAUGCGUUUCCGUCGUUUGCACGAUCUUAAGCGGCACACUAAGUUGCAUACCGGGGAGAAACCGCAUGUUUGUCCAAAGUGCGACCGGAAAUUUGCGCGCGGUGAUGCUUUGGCGCGGCAUAGCAAAGGCCCUGGCGGUUGUGUGGGUCGUCGGAGUAGCUUGGGAAGCUUUCUCGGAGAAGAAGAGGUGGACGGUUCAAGCCAUAUUGGGGGCGAUGAUUCUGCGAUGACUGGUGUCGUAUAUGAUGGUUCCAACGAAGGUGAGUUAACGGAGGAAGAGAGGCGCCGUCUUAGUUUACCCAGCAUAAAAGCUCAGCAUGUUCAAGGGUCUGCUACGGGUCGACUCUAUCCACCCAAUGUGGAUCGUGGCUCCGGAAGUUCGAAUGCGUCCCAGACUCCCGGUACCAGCAUCUCGUCUCUUCCUGUUGGUGCUAGUAACCCAGCCAUGUACGCCCAAAGCGCCAUGACGGAGAGUCCUAAACCCUUAAGUCCCUCUGGCGGACAGGGUCAUGACUCUGCAAAUAUUAACAGACAGCGUUCGCCGAGUCUGACGGCGCAGUUCCAGCAGCAGCAGCAGCAGCACUUCAACCGUCAUCAGUCAGAUCGACACACACCUCCAGUGCCUGGAUUUUCUGCAGUUGAUGCAGCUAGAUACGCGGCCUCGGCGGGAGCUAUACAAAGCUCUACACCUGCUUCUCAGUCUGCGUCUGGGAAUUCGGGCCAGCAGAUGGCCACCGGCUCUGGGGUUUCUCAUCAUGCAACUAAUGGUCCUGGGCAAAAUGCUGGCAGCGGUGAUAGCACAAGCAACAACAUAUUUGCUACCGACCAGGGCAUAUGGGCUUACAUCCACGGACUUGAGGAGCAAGUGAGACAGCUGAACGAACGUGUCCAAGCUAUGGAAGCAACGGGGAGGUCUCAGGAAGAGAAGAUUACGUACCUGACGAACGAGAUGACGGCUCUUCGGGGCGAAGGCGAAAUAAAGGCAGAUGUGGCCGACAAGGGCAGCUGAACUGAUGAUUCUAAUCAAAGAUCAUGGCAUUAUGAAGUGGGAGACACAGCCGAGCGAAAAAGUUUGUUGUGUAUGGCAUGGUGCGUAUGAUGGAUGGAUUUGAGAGCUACGCAAGCUACGCAUCUGAUUCUUUUACGGUCACUGCUUUGGCCGUUUGCCGCGGACGUAGGCCUGUUGUUUUAAGGGAAGGCGUUGAUGGAGUUUUCAAGUUGCCUACGAAAAGCAGGGUUCAUUUUAGCCCAUGGUCUUUUAACGACUUACUUCAGGUCUUUCGCUAUUCUCUAUUUGGUGAUAUCCCUACGGGCUAUUUUCGGACUGGGAAUCAGGUGGACUUGUCGCAGACGUAGUUCUGCAUCGUCCAUCACCGUGUCUAUGUAUUAUUAUAUACUAGUGCAGAUAGAGGCCUCGAGGCAAGGCAAUAAAAAAAGACAAAGCCGUCGCUAUAUUAAUG